Molecule: messenger RNA, 904 nt
Organism: Phytophthora sojae
Lineage: Eukaryota; Oomycota; Peronosporomycetes; Peronosporales; Peronosporaceae
Exons: 1
Coding region: 20-643 (207 amino acids)
Biological process (GO): proteoglycan biosynthetic process
Molecular function (GO): calcium ion binding; UDP phosphatase activity; GDP phosphatase activity
Source: RefSeq, a predicted model, not a curated record
GAUCCCGGAGCACAUCGUCAUGGAGGGAGACGGCGUGGCCGGCAAAGGCCAGAAGCACGAGUGGGCCACGGUCAAGGACGGCGAGCUAUACAUGGGCAGCGUGGGCAAGGAGUUCACGGACAACAGCGGCAACGUCAUCAGCGACGGCAACCUCUGGGUCGCUGUCAUGGACCGGGCUGGCGAUGUGCGCCACGAGGACUGGACGUCGCACUUUGCGGCCGUGCGCACGGCGCUGGGCUGCGACUGGCCCGGAUACGUGGUGCACGAAGCCAUCGAGUGGAGUCCCGUGCGUCGUCAGUGGUUCAUCCUGCCGCGACGCAUCAGUACCGAGCCGUACAACGACAUGGAGGACGAGAAGCGCGGCUCCAACAAGGUCGUUAUCGCUAGUGAGGACUUCAGCAGCAUCGAGGUGCGCGAGAUCGGCAAGAUCACGCCCCUGCGCGGGUUCUCGUCCUUCAAGUUUGUGCCGCGGUCCGAUGACUCGGUUAUUGUGGCUAUCAAGAGCGUGGAGGUGGAGGAUGAACAGAGGCAGACUUCCUUUAUUACGGUCUUUGACGUGGACGGCACCAUCCUCAUGGACGAGACUGAAAUCCCUGGUGCCAAGAAGUACGAGGGUGUGGCAUUCGCGCACGACUGGUCGUAGACGAGAUUCGCGCUGCAGUCACGAUCUGCUCCCAGGAGUUGGGACCCGCACCGCUCGCUUGCCUCCAAGACAGAGCAGCGACUAGUGCAAGCAAGCUAGCUAGGUGUAGAUUACAGAUCACUCACUCUCCCGGGGCACCCAAUGCUCCGGUCAAAGCUUCCUACCGGUGGACUAGUGGACAAGUGAGGUGGCCCCUUGCACGCACCCGCCUCCCCAUUCAAGCAUACAGCACAGAUCAAGAAAGAAGACUGUAUUCCGUUC